Messenger RNA from Kluyveromyces lactis, 1065 nucleotides. RefSeq lists its product as uncharacterized. Lineage: Eukaryota; Fungi; Ascomycota; Saccharomycetes; Saccharomycetales; Saccharomycetaceae. The record is from RefSeq and is a predicted model, not a curated record. The transcript has a single exon. Bases 1 to 1065 code for a protein of 354 amino acids.
AUGAUACGACAAGAUGGUAAAUUGAUAAUUCUGCCCAGUAAAAUAACUGUCGGAAAACAGCUUGAAGUUGGAACAUACUUCAUGUUAAAACUGGGUCAAAAUGCAAUACGAUUCAAUUCCAUUAGGGGAAACUUAGAACUUAAUGUUAGAGCUGCAGACUGGGAUACUAAUAUGGAGUUCAUUAUAUUUAGGCGAAGGCCACGAUUGAAGAAUGAUCUUCUUGGUUGUCGACGGAGGGACGUCCUAGACCAGGAUUUUAUUAAUAUCAACAAAUUGAGACCUAAAGCACUAAGAGAAUAUUAUGUCGUUUGGAAGUCUGUUGAAUUGAAUUCACUUGCAAAAGAUGUCCAAUUCAUAGUAGACAUCGAAUUUUUCCCAUCAAGUGGCCCUAUUAUACCUUUGAAAAGCCCACAAAGUCCAAGCGAGAAGAGCUCUCCAGUAAUUAAGACCAAACUGCCCAAGCAACUACCUCAGAGUCCCGAAAGUAAACCCGCUACAACACCCAGGGACCAAGAAUCUAGUCCUAAAUUUUUUCCCCGAUUAAGAAGACAUUCUAGGCAUCAACGACGUAAUGAUCUAAACAUAGACUCAGAUGACAUAGUGUACGACAAUGUCAUUAUAUAUGAUGGUAAGGAGAAAGCUGUAGUUGCAGGAAAUUACACUCAUGGAUUGAAAAGCUACGAAGCUGAGUCUUCUGAUACAAGCGGUGUAUAUUCAUUCAUCGAGCAAAAUAAAGAGAAGAUUCGAAACUAUGACUACGAUACCUUAGUUAUCAAAGAAACUCCAAAAGAUCUACUGAACAAUGAAUACGCUCGCUUGCAAUUGGGUGAUAAGCUUAUGUUUAUUCAUAGUUUCCCAAGUGCUAAUGUAAAACUAACUGGAUAUUUGGGAAAUGGAAGAUGGUCAGUUCCAGAAACAAACGAAACGAGACGACAACUUUAUGUACUUCAGCAACCAACUCUUCCUCCUCCCAGGGUACCCCCCAAAUGUCCGAAAGGUAUGCUAUGGGAAGAGUAUUAUUUACUCAAUAAAGAGAAAUACAUUCGUGAAGUUAUGAGAAAUUGA